CGGCCCAACUACAGCAGCGCCUGGCAGCUAUCCGACAGCGCCAGGCACAAGCUCUCAAUGCAACAACACCACCCACCUCCUCGGAAGCAUGUAGUACCGCAAACGCACCAACUACCACAACAAAGCAUAAGCCUAAUUUGUCUACGUGGGACGAUGCUCCUAAGGUCAUUGCUAAAGCACCACGAAUAGAUGUGAGAUUACCAACCGAUACACAACCACCCAACAAGGCUGGCGGAGAUAGGCAGUCACGUGCUCCGGUUCGUAUACGCCCCAAAAAGAAGACGAUUGUAGGCGUGAAGAUAUCGGGUAGGGCAAAGGCUAUGGCUGGUGCUUGCAAGCUGGCUUCGAAUGUACGUGUAAAUGGUACCGCCUCGGCCAAGAGUGGGUGUUCAUCCAAUGACAAGCCUAAAGUAAAGAGGAGGCGGCAGGAGGUGGGUGCUGAUACGGUUGUUGCUAGACAGACAAGGUUAAGGUCACGUUCGCGAGAGAGCGAGGUAGCACAGCACACGGCAGAGCGCGAGAGGGAACGCACUACAGAGGUGGGAAGUGGGGCAAAGCAGCGAAUGACGAUAGUUAGUAGUAAGGGUGUGGUAGCAGAUAUGGGUCCCAAUUUGAUACCUAACUUUCCCGGUGAGAGACUUGAAGAACGGGAGCACAAUUUAAUUCAGCAAGGGGUGGGUGGGGAUGAGGAGUCAGCCGAGCAGGAGCGUACAACGGCUGCGACGGAUAGAAACGAUGGGCCUACCGAUACGGUAGUCAACGAAAGUAGGCAGAACGAUGGGGGAGAUAGUAAGACAAUGUUGAAACAGCCGCGAGUGUGUAGGCGCAGGACAGUCAAGCAUGUGGCACGAACACCUCACAGCACAUCCACACGCACACAGAUACAUCCCACACACACACGCACACAACCUACACCUAAUAUACAGGUAAUGGGUGAGGAUGGUGCCCCUGGACUGGUAAACGGGGUGUACACCCAGAAGGAUAGUCAAGUGAAGAUGGCUGAGGGAUCAAGCAGUAUUGCUACAAGCAAGCGAUCCGACCUGGACAGGCGUGAACAGUGUUCUAUCACUCAGAAGGGUAGAGCACAAUCGCUCUAUUUGCGGAAUAGCCGCAAACGUCCGUUUGAGUCUGAUAGUGAUGAAGAAGUCGACAACGGAAUAGCAGAGAAUGAGUUGGAUACGUGCGGUGAUGGAGAGUUUAUGAGCAGGUGUAGAGGUGCCUGUGGAGGCUCCAGUGGAGGGACCAGCGGAAUGGGAAGCGAGUGCAUUGAUUUUUAUAGCAAAGAAAGACAAACACACACUAAAGGAGAAGGUCUCAAAAGUAGAUCAGGAUCUAAAGAGCGUGGAAAACUUCGAGAGAAGAGCGGUGAAGGCGGCAGUAGUGGUAGGUAUGCGAUGGAGCGGGAUAGUGCGGGUGGGCGUAGCAGUGAUACGGAGCGCGCGAACACAGCUGAACAAAACAGCUGGCAGCUACCCUUGGCAGAAGGGAGGGAAGCAGGGUUGUUCACACAGGCGUUUGCGGCCAAUGCUGGAGACGAUGAGAAGGAGAAUGAGAGCUCCGAGUGGGUGCAGGGCGAUACACAUACACGCACUGCUGGUACAUCUAAAUGCAUUACAGGCGACAAGGAGACGGAUACCGCAGCUGGUAUACUUACUGCAAGUAGGAGGCAUCGCAACAGAUCUCCGGUGAAGCGGUAUCGGCGCAAGGUUGUGGGUGUGGCGGGCGAGGUCUUGUUACAGUCUCCGUUAGCUCCAACGGCGUCUAUACGUAAACACGAGCGAUCGGAUGUGAGUGGCGAUAGUGGAGGUGUAGUUAGUGCUUUGGAGGCGAAUGGGGGACGUAGAACAAACGAGGACAAGGCUUUACAACCAAAUGAACUGAUAAUAGGGUUUGGACGAACGGGGACAUCUGUGCAAACUCUCUCGAAGGCUUGUCCGUUGACUGACAUAAGGCCUGUACCAGAAGCGGUGAGACAAAAUCGGACAAAAUUAACACCCAGAGUCCAUACCAGCACAAAAAUAUCAACGAAGCCUCGGCCCGCUACAAAGCCCCGAAGGAAACACUCAAUUUCGUUGCAAAGAGCACAAUGGCAAAUGCCUGUGCAACGACGGGAAAACGGAUACAUCUCUCAGGACAGUUCAAGCGAGGGAACGGAUACCAGCACAGCCCCAGACACAAGCACGGCUAUGGCUACGGCUACGACUACAGACAGUGAGAUAUGCAGUGCAUCACAGUCUGCAUCGGAUUGGGAGAAAGCGACAGGGAAGCACACAAAUGCACACGUGUACAAGCAUAAACACACGAGGUACAACAAAUCAUCAGCACCCCAGACACGGAGGAUCAGACGACGGAACAGCAGGAGGAACGAUAUCGACGGCAAGACGCGACAAAGCAGACUAACAGCACGACAGCGUAAAGCGACGGAACUAGAGCGACUGUAUGCACAUAGGUUUAUAUGGCCACCCCCACAGUACACAGACCUAGUCAAAGCGAACUUUACGCUGCCAAUGGAGAUGGUGGCGCGUGAAUGGCCUGAGUGGCAGCAGCAGAAGAAGUUGGCGAGGCUGAGACGGGUGAGUGGAAGUGAUGCGGAUUCUAGUAUGGGUGUGGUUGUUAGUACGAGUAAGAUGCACGGCAGUGGUAGCGGUGGUCGUAAUGGCGAUACCAUGCAAUGCGGGGGUAGGCAAUCACGAGCCACAGGCAUACCUAAGAAUAUGGGGGCCCGAGUACAGGCGAAUGGAAGAGAUUUAAGCGAAGCCACACCUGAGAGCACGCGUAGCAGAACAACGCCAGUGGGAGUGUCCGGGGGGGGACAUGCACAUGCACGUUAUGGUGCCAGUCAUGGAGAGGCUACAGAUAUCGAUACACAGAGUGUGAAGGGGAGCGGAGAUGACAGGGGGAGUUCAAGUGAUAAUAACAGCGAUACGGGAUGUCGGAAUAAGGUGUCCCCGCCGAAUAGGCAAUCGUUUGGUAGUGGGGAAGGGGGUCAGUUGUCUGCCUCAGAGGCAAUGGAGAUGGAAACGAAGAUGGAAUUACACAACACUGCGGAAGAACAGCGCGUGUAUGCGGUCGAGUAUACUUCCGAGGAGAGCGACGCACCGACUCGAACUCGUGUAGGCCGAAAAGUGGGUAUACUAUUGUCCCAAUCUUCGCAGGCAAAUGAUCAUUCGGGGCAUUCCGUGGGUGUGAGAGAGCCCGAGACUGUCGUGCAUAAGGAUUCGGUCGUGCCCGAUACUGCGAUGGACAUUAGUGAUUUGGCUAUAUAUAAUAAGAGUGCAGCUCAGAUGUCAUCUGGCGAAAGCGAUGAGCCUAUGAGGGGCCAUGCACACCGAAAGCGCUCCAGAACUCUGCGGAAGAGUAGCGGCAGUGCUGUGGUGAGAAUGGGAGCUGCCAGCUGUAGGAGCCCUUGUGGGAACAGCCGGAGACCGAAAGGACACAGGAAGGCAAAUAGAGGAAAUAGUCGUGCAGAAAAGAAAUACAGAAAUAGAGUGGCCGCCGGCUGUGGAUAUGCGAGCGGUCCCGUGGAAAGCGAUAGAAGUGACCUGGAGGACACGGGCAUACGCGAACAUCGCAUGGUAGCUACGGCUUCAGAUACACAGACGUUACAUACGCGCAAGGGCGAGGCCGUGCACGUCCACGAUAAAGGGAGUCCGAGAAAGGGUGAGUCACGGAGAGUAUACAAACGAAUACUGGAGGAGAGCAGCGGCUUAUCUAGUGCAGCUAGUGAUAGUGACGACGAUGAUGUUGUGGUGUACAGACGGCCAUUAGUGAAGCCUGCGCUAGGUACUACAGGAGGAAAGGAUGGUGUUACUAGAGCAAACGCUAUGGAAGGUGAGAUGCCGGGCACGGAGGAUGUGGCAAAUGCGGGGACGGGCAGCGGUGAGCGAGUGGUAGAUACGACAGCACCUGUAUUGACAGAGAGCACCGUGAGGCUAAGCGCGCUACGGUCUGUACCUAAAGUAGAUGUGAAUGCACGAGGUUCGGUACAUGGAUCGUCUGAGGACAGGUACGGGACAUCGAGCUCGGAGAAAGAGAGUGACAAUGACAGUGUUGUGGUGUACAGAAAAUCGACAAAAGAACCCAACGUCACGUCUGAAAGUGUAGAGGAUUACGUUUCUAAUCAUACAACUAAGCGCGAUCGCACCAACAGGUCGGAGAAAUGGGUUGGUGAUAUGGCGAAUGUCUCGCUUAAAUGGGACAGACCAAACCAAAACCAGAAAGUGGACAGCCCUGGUUCUAAGGUGCAAGGGCCGGAGGAGUCGCUUUCUCUCAACACCUUAUCACUGACACACCCGCAUUCUCCACAGCAGAUAAUGCCGUGUACCUCCCCUGCUCACACGCAGCAGAUGCUGUCGCAAACUUGCCCGCCGGGGCCAGCAGGGCAGUAUAAAAAACACACGUCGUCGCAAACCCCGCCGCAAACCUCAACUCAGCCUUCUGUGCACUCGUGGUCACUACCUGCUUCAGUGUCAGCUGCAGCUUCAGCAGCACGUUGUUCUGCUGAUUCGGGCUCGCCAUCGCUGCUACGUUCCAUUUCCACACUCCCAUUGCCGGCCAAGACUAUAGCGUCCUUGAACGGUCCAUGUGGCAGUGUUUCUGUAUCAGACACAGAUGGGGUUGGGGAAGCUACUGUAAGAACACAAAGCAGUACAAAGGGUAAGCUACUACGCUACGACUCAGAGCGGCCACAAAGGGAGCUACAGGCCAACCGUAACAGCGCAGACAUGUUACAGAGCGAAGGCAUACCUAGUGAGUCGGCAUCUGAAAUGCUCCAAGACUCCCCAACACACACACCCACGCAAUCUGUCUGUGGUUCAACGAAUGCAUCGCUGGCACGAGAGUUGUUGGGUACGUAUAAUCCGUCGCGAGUGCACGGUGUUGUACUUGGCCAAGACUUGAACGAGUCCAAAUCGGAAUCUCCCGAAUCCGUGACUCUAAAAAUUGGGUAUGAGAUUACAAGCCCCGAAUUGUCCUUGAGUAAUCGCGGCAGCGACACUAAAUUGGCGAAUACAGGUCAGUCUGCCGAGGAGCGAACGGCGAAUGUGGAGGGCUUCUCAGCUGCCAGUUUGGAUGAGUCAGCAGAUGGAUGUAGCAAGGUUCGCAACCAUGGUGCUCGCCACUGGCACGCCGAUGUUGGUCAGGGCGCUGAGGGCAUAGCAAUGGACGACGAAGCCACGACAGUCAUCACAUGGACAGUACACUCGCUGACUAUCAGUGACACACUACUCAACCGCACAUGUACUAUACCCAUCUCUUGCAUCCGGGUCAGCGCCGCGGCGGUGCUGCCACACACCUGCAGUGGCACGUACAUGUACACGGCCGUAGUGGUUGGGAUGUGUGAGAAUGGCGGGGGUGCGCAGUUGUUUCUGUACCAUAUGGCGCAUGCCGAAGAGCCCUGUCUCAAGAAUGAGAAGUCAACGGGACAGUCACGUGCACAUGCAGAAGUAGGCGGACAUACGCGAGCAAGCACGACCCCAAGAACACCGGUAGAGGACGCAGUCGGACGUCAACCUGGAUCAGCUGAACUCUCGGAUCCGCGUGAUCCAGCCAAAUUUGGUAAUAAACUAAAAAUAGACUCUCUGCUGUUGCAUAGAGCGGAAGGUGCGGAUAGUGUGUGUGCGUUGGCUGUCACGGGUGAACGCAGUGUGGCGUACGCUGUGACGUGCAGAGGCGACUCCGGGGGGAGUGUGUACCAUGUGGAAUGGGGUAGUGAACUGAGAGGUCAGUCCGACUCAGCUGGUAGCUGCCCAACGGAUGAGUUGGUCAGUAAUUCUGUGUGCGCAAAGGGAUUGGACACAAGGGGACGGUCUGAGACAUACAAGCCACUAGGCACUGAGAAGCAUGCAAUGGAUACAGAGUGUGGCAGUGAGGUGUGUGGUGUCACUUCGGGACCACAUAGCAGCGACCAAAAGGAUGUGUGCAAGGCGAGUGCGUGUAGAGAUGUAAUGAACGAAGAGGGGUUAAAUUGUCGUGCAGAUAGGGGACUAGUUAAAGAGGAGGAGUCGUCUAGGAGUGUCGGUGGAGCUACACAAGACAUGAUGGCAGUGAGUGUCACUGAGUUGGAGCUACCUGAGGACUGUCUGUCUGUGCACUCGCUCCGGUUGGCUGAGGUGGAUGCAGCACUAUGCCGAUCGAAGGCCUUGUGUGCACCCACGUAUGUGAGUACAGUGCACGGAAUAGACCGAUCGCACACGGCUGGCACUCCGAAUUUGGGGACCGAGAGACCACAUCCUGAACCUGAAAUAAUAGAUAUUGGUUACGGUGGACUGGAAUCUGGGGGCGAAGUUCCAAACAAUGGGACCGCGAAGCCCCACUAUCACUAUGGCACGGACAUACAGAGUAGAAUGGGCAGUCCAGGGGCACCAGAUGGGGCGGUUGGGCGUGUGCCGGAUGUGAAGGUAGGCGGAAGGGAGGCAGCAACGGAAACGACAUGCACACACACAGAUGAUACCCAAGCAACGGAGAAGACAAACACACACACAGAGGAUGCACAAGCAACACAAAAGCAUGCGCGCCUAGGCACUUCUUUCCACUCGUGCGACCACGACUCAGGCGCAGUACACACCUCUGAGCUCAACGACGGUGUCUGUGAUACUGCUACAGAUGGCUGUGGUGGUCGUGUGCUGUGUGGGGUGGACCGCAACCACCACAUAGUGUUGUGGCAUCUCAGUAGUGGGUUGCGAGUGGCUGAUAUGCAGAUUGCCGUCGCUCCCACACGCAGUGCAGAGGAUGGGCGGGUGGUACCGAACUUCUAUGAGUGUGUUCAGGCCUAUGUACUGUCUGAUAAUGCGGAGGUGGGCGAGUACUGGGUGGGCAUGUUGGUGGUAGACCGUACACACAGGACAGAGGCGCUGAAGAUGAAGGAGCGUGCGGGAGUACACAAGACCGUGGUCAAAGAUAUAGCCAUACAUGCACACGGCAUACAGACAUACACACCUCAUGCCCACGAGCACCUGCACGAGAAUCUGGCCCAGGCACAGGAGACACGGGACAGGGGGGUUAGUUCACAGAGUAUGGGGGUGGCAGACAGUCCAUGCGCACCCGUUGCUAGGUUCAUUAGGGUGUGUCUCAGCAGCGAUGGGGUGUCGGCGGAUGUGUACAGAGAGUACCACCUGCCCACCCACAGUCAGAUGGAGCGGUCGAGUGCUGUACAAUGUCACGCACACAUACACGGUGACACCCACGCAUGCGUACAGAGAGACACGGGGACACUUGUACAAACCGACGCGCAGAGCAAUUUGAAGAAUGAGAGACUGAUGUCAAGCACGCAACAGGGUGGCGUAGAUAAGCACUUUCAGACACCUUUGGCCUCAUCCUCACGCCAGAGCUGCGUAUAUGAACGCUCACAGAUACCUCUGAGCAUGCACAAACACUCAGAGACAGAGUGUCCUGUGCAUGGAGAGGGAGAAGCACAGACACCUCUAAGCAUACACAAACACUCAGAGAAAGGGCGUCCUGUGCAUGGACAGGGAGAAGCAGCGCCCUGGCUGCCUGUGCUGAGUGUGGCGCUAGACAACGGGUUCGUGUGCACGUGGGAUGUGCUCGUGAAUGGACACGUGUUGCAGGUGCUGCCCCCCCACUCUGCAAUCCAUGUACGGCCACGUGUGUGCUCACCGAGACACACGGGCACACGCAUAGACGCACAGAUGUAUACAGAGUCGCAGACACGAUUACAUACACAAUCACAGACUCACCAGGUGCUUACCAAUGGUGUGGAUAUACGAGAUGGAUCGUUGGUUAGGGGAUCGCGAGAGUACACAUACGAUGACAAUGACAGCAAGGACAACCGAAGCAGAGUUAUCGAUUCAACUAACAUGACAAACAUCAAGACAGACGAUACAAGCAGUGUCGGUAUGGCUAUAAAAAACCAGGGCGGAACUAAACACAGUGAAGGCAGUAGUCUGAAGGCAGCAAAUACGUUCAUGUACACUCCGGCCAGAACACCCAACGGACUAGUGCAAAGUAUGGCCACGCUGGGCAAGCGCACUCUACACACACCUGUGAGGGCGUACAGCAACACGUCAGAGGACACGGGUGAGACACAGACUGAGCAAAGGGGACGCAGGAGCCUAUCUACUACUACCGCGGGUAAGGAUGCGGUGCACUCGGAGGAGUUCUCGCCGGAUGUGUUUGCUAGGCCGUUUGGGGUACCGAACUUUAGUCAAACGCCCCACUCGCGCACACAAGAGCCAGUGUUCACAAACCGGCGCGCCAAUACAGACAGGGAGACACCAGUUCUAUUUAUAGGUACCAAUCAAAUGGAUGCAAAUGUUUCUCAGCCAAUGAUGAACGGUCAUGUAGACGCGGAGGCAGAUCAAAUUAGAGGGGAAAGUCCAGAACCGCAGGAAGAUAUCGAGGAUGUUGCGGGUGUGUUUGCUAUCUCCAGAGGUAUGUAUUACGCUGUGGUGGAUACGCUAGGACGCGCAGAGCUGUAUGAAUUCCGCCGAUCGUAGUAAGAAACGGAAAAAUAAAGCAGGCAUACUCCU
Messenger RNA from Sphaeroforma arctica JP610, 8486 nucleotides. RefSeq lists its product as hypothetical. The transcript is spliced from 2 exons. The record is from RefSeq and is a predicted model, not a curated record. The annotation marks the transcript as partial. NCBI's taxonomy places the organism in Eukaryota, Ichthyosporea, Ichthyophonida.